Chelonia mydas (Green sea turtle) is the source of this 4725-nucleotide messenger RNA. It is a transcript of the gene EOGT, whose product is annotated as EGF domain specific O-linked N-acetylglucosamine transferase. The record is from RefSeq and is a predicted model, not a curated record. NCBI's taxonomy places the organism in Eukaryota, Metazoa, Chordata, Testudines, Cheloniidae. Gene Ontology annotation, molecular function: protein N-acetylglucosaminyltransferase activity. The transcript has 17 exons. Gene Ontology annotation, cellular component: endoplasmic reticulum lumen. The coding region runs from base 270 to 1916 and encodes 548 amino acids.
AAAAAUUAGAGGGAGCGUGGGGGGUGGCUCCCAGGACACCCAAGCCUCAACAUGAGCCAGUUAAGUGGCCAUUUCCUUCCAAAGCAUAAGCCCUGCCUGAGAGAGCUGCUCCAGGGAACUGCGGCCCAGCGGCGCCGUGCCCACGGCCAGAGCCGGCGGGGUCACACGCGCCGCAGGUGCGGGCUUCGGAGUCAGCCCGAUUUGCUGGGCAGGACCCGGCCUCCCCGGGAGCGGGCGCCCGGAACGUGCGGCAGGACUAGUUGGCUGCCAUGCUAAUGUUGCUUGCGUUUGGAGUGCUGCUUCAAGAAAUCCUGGCUAAUGCCCAAGAUGAAAAUCUUACUGAAAUCAAAAACAUUCCAGAAGUGCCAUUAUAUAGCUACAAAAGUAUCAAUGUACCAGAAGAGCAUAUUCCAUACUUUCUGCACAACAAUCGGCAUAUUGCUACAGUCUGUAAGCAGGACUCUCAUUGCCCAUAUAAAAAAUACUUGAAGAAUCUAAAAUCCUGCUGGGGCUAUGAGAGAUCCUGCAAGCCAGAAUACAGGUUUGGUUACCCGGUGUGUGAUUAUGUUGAAACGGGAUGGGCUAAUGACAUUGAGACAGCUCAGCAGAUAUUCUGGAAACAAGCUGACUUUGGUUAUGUUAAAGAAAGGUUGGCUGAAAUGAAAACCCACUGCAAGCCUAUAGCAAAGGGUGAUUCAUCUCUGGCCUGCUCACAGUACCUCCAGCAUUGUAGAGCGACAAACUUGUACAUUGAUUUAAGAACCAUAAAGCGAAACCAUGACAGAUUCAAGGAGGACUUUCUCCAGAAAGGAGAAAUCGGAGGCCGUUGUAACUUUGACAGUCAAGCAUUCAUGGCUGAAGGUCAGCGCAAGAGUCCCCUGCAGUCUUGGUUUGCCGAACUUCAGACAUAUACUCCACUAAGCUUCAGACCCAUAGAAGAUGGCAAAUGUGACAUUAUUAUUGAAAAGCCAACUUACUUCAUGAAAUUAGAUGCAGGUGUUAAUAUGUACCAUCACUUCUGUGACUUUGUCAAUCUUUAUAUCACUCAGCAUAUUAACAAUUCGUUCAGCACAGAUGUCAACAUUGUCAUGUGGGACACUAGCUCGUAUGGCUAUGGGGAUUUGUUCAGUGAGACCUGGAAGGCAUUUACUGACUAUCACAUAAUACACUUGAAAACAUAUGACUCUAAAAGGGUAUGCUUUAAAGAAGCAGUGUUUUCAUUAUUGCCUCGAAUGCGAUAUGGCUUAUUUUACAAUACACCACUGAUCUCUGGCUGUCAUGGUACAGGAUUAUUUAGAGCAUUUUCCCAGCAUGUGUUACACAGAUUAAAUAUCACACAAGAAGGACCCAAGGAUGGAAAAAUUCGCGUCACAAUACUUGCACGCAGUACCGACUACCGGAAAAUAUUGAACCAGAAUGAGCUUGUGAAUGCUUUGAAAACAGUAUCAGCGUUUGAGGUCAAAGUAGUAGAUUACAAGUACAAGGAACUUGAAUUUUCAGAGCAAUUGAAAAUCACACAUAACUCUGAUAUAUUCAUUGGAAUGCAUGGAGCUGGACUUACCCAUUUACUCUUUCUGCCAGACUGGGCUGUUGUGUUUGAACUAUACAACUGUGAGGAUGAACGCUGCUACCUAGAUUUAGCAAGGCUGCGAGGCAUCCGUUACAUUACCUGGCAAAAAAAGAACAAAGUGUUCCCUCAAGAUCAGGGACACCACCCAACACUGGGAGAACACCCAAAGUUUACUAACUACUCAUUUGAUAUGGAAGAAUUUAUGUACCUUGUGCUUUUGGCUGCCGAUCAUGUAUCACAACAUUCCAAGUGGCCAUUUAGGUGGCAAUAUGGGGGCAGAAUGUCGGUGGAGGGAGGAGACAGGAAGAGUAGCACAAUUGAGACCCCCCCCACCCCCAAAAAAUGAAAACUGGAUUUUUUAAAAAUGUUCAUGAAAAAAAUUAAAAUACAUCAUUUUUUUUCCAAAACUUGUGGUAUGAAAAUUAUUUUGAUUUUUUAAAAUUUUUUCCCCGGCUCUAUCUUUGGUCAGUAGAAUUAAUAAGAACUAUUUGGGAGAAAAGUAUUAUAGAAAAAGGAUUUAAUGGGUUAUGAGGGUAGUGUGAAAAGUCACCUGUUUUUGAAGUUGAUAUGUGUUCUGCCAUCAUCAUAUUCCAUGAUCUUUUGAGUUCAACCUUAUAUUGCUAUAGAGUACCAGUGAUCCAGUUUUAAUAUUCUGUGAUCUAGUUUUCCAUUCAUAGAUUCCAUUCUUUUAUUAACAAAAAUUCCAAAAAGAUUCUAAAACUCUUUUAAUUUUUGAAACAAAGCAUUACUCAAAAUAAUGAAAGUUGUAACAUUUUUGCUUUAACCAAGUAGGUGGGUUUUUCAGAGGUCUGCAGUAAUCCUGCUGACCGGCACUCAUUAUAAAUCUAUUUUACUUUUGUCCUUGAGCGGACUUUUGAUUUCCAAAUAGUUCCAAAGGAGAGUGCUUGCUUCAGAAUGCACUAAAGACUACAGCACUAGAUGGCACUAGAACUCUUCCAAAUGUCUCAUAUGAUUGUGGCUCUUUAAAUGGAAUCUCAUUAUAAAUGCAAAGAAUCGACUCAGAGGCAAGUACAAUAAAGCUACUCCUAGAGAUGAUGAUGAUUUUUGUUUUCCCCUCUUCCUAUUUGUAGAGACAAAUUGUCUGAAAAAAUAAUCUGGACAGUCUUCAGAUUGAAGUGUGGUGUUCCUCAGAUGCUGUAACAUCUGAAUUUUUUUCAUUUCUUGUUGCCUUGAUGAAAAAACUUAGCUGGGCUUAGAAAACAAUUUUCAAUGAACUUUCUAGCACUCCUUUAUUUUCUUGUGAAAGGGCAUGUAGUACUAAACCACCACUUUUUAGCACUUAACACAUUUCCUGUUCUGCUUGGAGGCCUCAUUUCCAUUUAUGCCACAGCGUUACCUAGCUUGCAUGAUCCAUUAUGUAUCAUCAACUACAUAAUUAUCACUACCACUUAGUUCGGUAGGGAUUGUGCUUGAUGAAUGUGCACUUGGCGUGGUUGGGUUUAGAAAUGAGGGCCGACUUUCACUCACAAAUCAGAGUGAAAAGACUGCAGGACGGAACUCUUGCCCGCAUGGUGGUUUUAUUAUGAGGCAGCAGUAACUGAGUGGAUUCAUAUUUGAAGAAAGAUACUUGGAUGGAUUUGUGCUCUUCUUCAGAGAAGCUUGGGUAUGGGGAACCUGCAGUAGGAAGGAAAAGGAUUAAAGUAAAAUUAACAUAUGCACCUUGACCCUGUAGGGUGUUGGUUACCUCCUGGGGGGUGCAGAAUGUUCACAACUCCCACUUAUUGUUUAUAAAAGUCAUUGACAGCUGAGAUAUCUCAGCACUUGGUACGAUCACGCUCAGAACUUUCUUUAGCUGAACGAAAUAAAAGUAAUGAAAGACAAGGGGGUCAUUAUUUUAAUCAAAGGCAAGAUGGGCCAAAACAAGGGUAGGCGUCUUUCAUAAUACAGCGUAAGCAUUGUUAGGAGGUAGAUGUUAUGGCCAAAAUGUUCACAAUUAGGGUGACAUCAGGCACCGGCACUGAGAUUUCCAAAAACAGCCGAAGGGAGUGAGGCAUUUAAAUUGGAAAGAAAUUCAAAACCUAUUCCCUUGUCAGUAACACAAAUGCUACACCUUUGGGUUAUACGCAGAAAGCAUGAAGGGAUCACCGAUAUGCAGAAAGAGCAGUCUGCACUUAGAGUACAGUGUAACACACACAAAAAAAAAAAAAAAUCCAGCACAUUUUGCAUAGUAUUCAUGAAGAAAUUUAGCAUGAUAUGAGUCAGUCCCUUUUCAUCCAAUGAAGACAGUAACUUUAACAUUAUCCUUUCUUGGCUGCUGUAGUCUAACAGGUAUUUGGAUGCAGCACACUCACUGGAAGGGGAUUUAUUGCCAGCCCUCCCUUAGUAGCAACAGGAGGGAGGCAGAGUUCAUUUGGGGGGCUACCUAGCUGGUCAUUGAUUUGGGUUAUUUAGUUUGGAUGCUGAAUGCCGUGGGCCAGAGUUCUUUUGCUAAGUUGUGCUUGCUCUUUGAUUAUCAUAGCUCUGAGCAUUUGGGGGGCAGGUAAAGUAUACUGUUUGCUAAUUUAUAGCAGGCAUGGAGACCAAACAUUGGCUUGUCUGCAGCAAGGGAAGGUCGUUCCCAGGGCACAGUGGCAGUUGUAUAUUUUGUGCAUAGGGUAUGCUCCUCAAGACGCUCUGGGAGUUAUUGUUUUCUCCUGGUGAUUACAGGAGUUAGGCCUGAAAGGGGCAGAACUUGGCAUGAAAUGGCGAGGCUACCUUGAGCAGAUUCUCACCAGGUGUCUAUCGUGAUAUUUCCACUUAUAUCCAUGAAACUGCACCUAUCUUCAUCAAGUGAGGGACUAGCCUUGAUUAUUAAUCCAUUUGUAUUUGGGUUUGAUGAACAUUCAUUUGCAACUUUGGUGGAGGCUUUAGGUGGGGGUUCCUGUUUUGAUAAGUUUUGGGGCCUAAUGAUAAUUGCAGGAUGGAUUUUAAUUGUCUGUAAUGUUGAAACUUACUAAUAAAGAUGCAGCCUCCUUCUCCUGCACUGUGCUGCUGCCCACUGAUUCAUUUCGUGGGGCUUAUCCGUGAACAGAGAACUACCAUCUGUUAGGUGAUAAAGGAGCAAGGUGUGUGCAUGACAAUGAUUGUCAUUGGACAUCAUUCAUUAUUCCCUCAAGAAUGUAGAGUGUUGGUCAAUAAAAAGGCAUGUUUAUUGA